Zophobas morio is the source of this 2319-nucleotide messenger RNA. Its product is annotated as protein asteroid. The transcript has a single exon. Bases 99 to 2303 code for a protein of 734 amino acids. NCBI's taxonomy places the organism in Eukaryota, Metazoa, Arthropoda, Insecta, Coleoptera, Tenebrionidae. The record is from RefSeq and is a predicted model, not a curated record. Gene Ontology annotation, molecular function: nuclease activity.
GCGAAAGUGGUAACCGUAGACACAGCCACUUGACAUUUGACAUUUUAUUUACAACACGUUUUGAGGUUAACAUGGUGUUUCACGCUGUUUAGCGAAAAAUGGGUGUUCGAGGCCUCACAACGUUCAUAGCGAACCGCUCCAACCAGUAUUUGGAGCGCUAUGAACUCCACGACUCCUACUUGGUGGUGGACGGAAACAGCAUUGCGUGCCAACUCUACAAGUGGCACUGCAGGUGUAACGAUUGUUUCGGGGGCGACUACGACAAGUACGCCAGGUCAAUCUACUCGUUCUUUCGUCUACUGGCGGACUGCAACGUCACCCCCUUGAUAAUUUUCGAUGGGGCCUACGAGAAGCGUAAAAUGAAAACUGUGUACAGCCGAAUGAGGAACAAGGUUAGUGCCGCCAAAGACCUCAACAGCGUCACGGAAGGCCGAAUCAGCCUAUUCCCGUUGUUCCUUCGAGAACUCUUCGUCGAUAUUGUAAUGAAACUGAAACUGCAGUGUGUCCGUUGCGACUUUGAGGGUGACAGCGACGCUGCCUACUUGGCACGGACUUUGCAAUGCCCUAUUGUGAGCUAUGAUUCCGAUUUCUACAUUUUUGACGUUUUGUAUAUCCCGUUUUCGGAGAUGGAUUUGAAACUAAGGAAGCGAAAGGGCGUGAACUAUAUACCAUGUGCGGUAUAUAAAGCAGAGAGGUUUCUAAACUCAUUUGGGGGUUUAGAUAAAGUGAACUUGCCUCUACUGUCUGCCCUCUUAGGAAACGAUUAUAUUAAAAAGAGAGCCUUCUCUGUUUUUUACAGACAGUUAAAAAUGCAAAAAACCAAACAAAAUGAGCAGCAAACUUUAAUCAAAUCUGUAAUAGUGUGGCUAAAAAAUGAAACGCCAGAGUCCGCUUUGAGAAAAAUUUUGGGGCGAUACAAACUGAAAAAUCGACGGCGGCUAGCUAGGAAAAUACGACGGGCGAUUGAAGGUUAUUCGUGCGGGAAUACCCCAGUUUGUUCCUAUUUCAACAUUGAUGAACCCCGUCGAGAACACACGACAAUAUCAGUUCCUGAACCAGAAGACAUUGAAAAUAUAGAAGACGAAGAACUUGAAGAAAGCGACAAUGAGCCUGAAGCAGAAGGGUCAGAAGAAACUACGUCUUCAUCAUCAGAAGAAGAAGACGAAAUUGAAGUACCGCCAAAGUGUGACCCCAAACCCGACAGACCCGAUUUUUUCACAGACAAUUUCAGAAGGUGUCAAUAUCCUCCCUGUUUCAUGGACAUGAAAGUGUCCAACAUCUACUUCUGUAUCCCCCAAAUUGAAGACUUUUCAACCGGAAGUUCACACUUUAUGAACCUCAAGAUCAUCGCUGCCAUCCACAAAAUUCUAACUUACCCAAAUACAAAAAAACUGACGUGCGUAUCAACCAAUAUUCACGGACACGUUAAAAAAUUCGGGGUGCCUUUGUAUGAAAACGACGUGCCAAAAUUAAUGGACGUCGAAAACAUGGACCCAAAAACAAGCAAAACCUCUCUACUGGACAUCAUUAACGUAGAACAGGACAUAUUUAACGGCUUUCCAAAUUCUUGGCAUCUGUUCUUGAUAUCAAUCAAAUACUGGGUUACCAAUUCUAAAAAUAAAGUAGAACUGCCAUGUAUUUACUCACUCAUAUUGUGCGCUAUCAUAUUAAAUUACGUCGAUAGCAAAGUUGGAUUUUACAGAUCCACUAGGUCGUUUCUCGCAAAAUAUAGUACAAAUGCAAACGUUGCAAAAACUAAGCCGUCCCUAAAUAUCACUCAAGCCCUAGACCAUAUCGAUUUCGACAACAGCAUCGCGUGUAUGAAAAAACUCAUCCAUUAUUUUCAAAUGGACGCCAAAAUGAAGUCGUACGUGAAGUUGUUUGACAGAAGUAUAGUGGACGCGUUUGCGGAGUUUCAGAGUUGUUUGUUACACGUGAAGUACUUGAACUCUUUGUUUGGUUGUCCGUUUCCGACUACUGUGAUAUCGGAUUUUUACGAUGGUACUUUUCUUUACAACAUGACGACGAAUUUACAAAAACGGAGCGAUUUGAAAUCGUACAUGAAACUGUUGUUGGAAAGUUGUCCCCAAAUUUUGGGUGUCUUUGAAAUGAUGGCUGACGAAGUGGAAAGUCGGAUUGUGGACGAUCUUGGGCAGCACGAGCCUGUGAGGAAGAGGAGGAAGAAGAAGAAAACCGUGGAAAAUGUUGUGCAAGAAUUGUUACCCUGUGCGAGCGAAGAAGACGAAGAAUAUAUUUAUGAUUCAAACAACAAAUUUUCGUUAUUGUCUUUUGUUAAUAAAUGAUAUAUGUUACUGAGAA